AGCUGCGCCUUUGCUGCGCCCUGCGAGGGCGGGAGCGUGCUGCACGGGGAGCGGGAGCUGGGGCGGCUGAGCUGCUGGGAGCCCGGCCCCAGCUGAGUAGAGCGGCGCGGGUGGAGCCAGGGCGUUGUGCGGCUGGAGGGGCGGGAGAGGUGCGGCUCUGCGACAAAAGCAGUCGCCAGAGAUGCCGGGGCCAGCUCCCCCCACCAGUAGCUGCUGCUGGUGGUGACAAUGUCAAAUAACGGCCUAGACAUUCAAGACAAACCCCCAGCCCCUCCGAUGAGAAACACCAGCACUAUGAUUGGAGCCGGCAGCAAAGAUGCUGGAACCCUAAACCACGGUUCCAAACCUCUGCCUCCAAACCCAGAGGAGAAGAAAAAGAAGGACCGAUUUUACAGAUCCAUCUUACCUGGAGAUAAAACAAAUAAAAAGAAGGAGAAAGAACGGCCAGAGAUCUCUCUUCCUUCAGAUUUUGAGCACACGAUUCAUGUUGGUUUUGAUGCUGUCACAGGGGAGUUUACAGGGAUGCCAGAGCAGUGGGCUCGCCUGCUUCAGACAUCAAAUAUCACUAAGUCAGAGCAGAAGAAAAACCCACAGGCUGUUCUGGAUGUAUUGGAAUUUUAUAACUCAAAGAAGACCUCCAACAGCCAGAAGUACAUGAGCUUUACAGAUAAAUCAGCUGAGGAUUAUAAUUCUUCUAACACUUUGAAUGUGAAGACGGUGUCUGAGACCCCUGCUGUGCCACCCGUUUCAGAAGACGAAGAUGAUGAUGAUGAUGCUACCCCCCCUCCAGUGAUUGCUCCACGCCCAGAGCACACAAAGUCUGUAUACACACGGUCUGUGAUAGAACCUCUUCCUGUUACUCCAACUCGGGAUGCAGCUACGUCUCCUAUCUCACCUACGGAGAAUAAUACCCCUCCACCAGAUGCUCUGACCCGGAGUACCGAGAAGCAGAAGAAGAAGCCCAAAAUGUCUGAUGAGGAGAUCUUAGAGAAAUUACGGAGCAUAGUGAGUGUGGGCGAUCCUAAGAAGAAAUAUACACGGUUUGAGAAGAUUGGACAAGGUGCUUCAGGCACUGUGUACACUGCAAUGGAUGUGGCCACAGGACAGGAGGUGGCCAUUAAGCAGAUGAACCUGCAGCAGCAGCCGAAGAAAGAGCUGAUUAUUAAUGAGAUCCUGGUCAUGAGGGAAAACAAGAACCCAAAUAUUGUGAACUACUUGGACAGUUACCUCGUGGGAGAUGAGCUGUGGGUUGUCAUGGAAUACUUGGCUGGAGGUUCUUUGACAGAUGUGGUGACAGAAACUUGCAUGGAUGAAGGCCAGAUUGCAGCUGUCUGCCGUGAGUGCCUGCAGGCUUUGGAGUUUCUGCAUUCGAACCAGGUCAUUCACAGAGACAUCAAGAGCGACAACAUCCUGUUGGGAAUGGAUGGCUCUGUCAAGCUAACCGAUUUUGGAUUCUGUGCCCAGAUCACCCCAGAGCAGAGCAAACGGAGCACCAUGGUGGGAACUCCAUACUGGAUGGCCCCAGAGGUUGUGACGCGGAAGGCCUAUGGACCCAAGGUUGACAUCUGGUCCCUGGGUAUCAUGGCCAUCGAAAUGAUUGAAGGAGAGCCCCCAUACCUCAAUGAAAAUCCUCUGAGAGCUUUGUACCUCAUUGCCACCAAUGGGACCCCAGAGCUUCAGAACCCAGAGAAGCUGUCAGCUUUCUUCCGGGACUUUCUGAACCGCUGUCUUGAGAUGGAUGUGGAGAAGAGAGGUUCAGCUAAAGAGCUGCUGCAGCAUCAGUUCCUGAAGAUUGCCAAGCCCCUCUCCAGCCUCACUCCACUGAUUGCUGCAGCAAAGGAGGCAACCAAGAACAAUCACUAAAACCAUGCUUACCCCAGCCUCAUUGUGCCAAGACUUCUGUGAAAUAAAUGCUCAUUUUAGAAAUUCCAACCCCCGAUGCCCUCUCUUCCUUGCCUUGCUCCUCCCAUUUCCUGGUCUAGCGCUCUCAUGACCUUGAUCCUUGAAAACCAUGUGUCCAGCAUUGAAGAGAACUGCCACUGACUAAUGAUGGCCAUUUCUAAAGAUGGAAUUUCCUCCCAAUUUAUGAUUGUGAGGGUGGUUUAUGACCAAGGGCUUGUAUGAAUAAACCCUUGGACUCCUA
This is a messenger RNA of Ailuropoda melanoleuca (giant panda), 2143 nucleotides long. It is a transcript of the gene PAK1, whose product is annotated as p21 (RAC1) activated kinase 1. Gene Ontology annotation, biological process: protein phosphorylation. Bases 229 to 1863 code for a protein of 544 amino acids. NCBI's taxonomy places the organism in Eukaryota, Metazoa, Chordata, Mammalia, Carnivora, Ursidae. The transcript has 15 exons. The record is from RefSeq and is a predicted model, not a curated record. Gene Ontology annotation, molecular function: ATP binding; protein serine/threonine kinase activity.